AAAAGGCAAAAACGGAAACCUUAAACCCUAUCGUCCGAUGAUAAACCCCGUCCGACUUCUCUCCGUCGCUCUGCUCUCCGCCCACUGAAACCAUUCCUCUCUCUUCUUCUUCAGCUUCUUCAAUGGCAGCAAACUGAACCAGAAUCGGAAGAUGUCAGCUUCGAAGCUCCUCCUCGCCGGGACAGGUCUCCUGCGCGUCCACAAAGACCUCACCUUUCUUCCGCUGAUUCCCCUCCCAAAACCCUCCUUCUCCCAAUCCAUCCGGUUCCGCGGUGUCUGCUCGUCCGUCGCCGUCGAGUCAGUAGCCGCUGACAGCUCCGAGCUCUCGCAGCAGCCGCCUCCUCUCCUCCACCCCUGGCCAGAAUGGGUGACCUUCGUGGACCGUCUGAAGACCAACGGCUACCUCAUCGAAUCCCCUGUCAAGGAGGACGGGACUGAUGGAGCCGGCGAUUUUAUCUACAGGGAGAUGAAUCUGUUGAAGGACCCGUGCCUUAGCUUUGCUCGAGACCGCUACGACCUUUUCAACUCGCUGUCGUCCGAAGACAUUCAGGCGGUCGUGGAGGUCGGGUGCCCUAACAUCUUACGCAAAGUUGUUAACUCGGCGAAGAGGCUUCGAGCCCACCUGGAACUCGAAGAAGGAGAUGUUUGUGGUUCUUGCAACCUGCGAGGUUCUUGUGACAGAGCUUAUGUGGUACCAAAGGACUCCGAACCUCCUCGUACUGUAGAUGUUGUGCGGUUAUUAAUGUUCUAUGCUAUGGAUCCACUGGUGAUUUCAGGGGGCGAGAAGCCUCCGAGCAGAGAGUUGGCCGAAUCGUGUGUCAGGAAGUUGAUCUCUAAGCUGGUCGAAUUGAGCGAGAGUACCCCUAGCCCCCCACCCCCAAAGCAAACUGCAAGAGCUCCCCUUCCAGAGAAAAAAGCGGUGGAAAAUUUCAGCGAUAAUGUGUCUAAUGACAUUAAGAUGCAGAGUGGCGAUUGGACGUGCACCAACUGCAAUUUUUUGAAUUUCAAGAAAAAUCGCCAGUGCCUAAAAUGCAGAGUAGAUCGCCCUGUAAAUGUUGGUGUUCAAAUGAAGGACGGAGAUUGGGUCUGUUCCAAAUGCAACUUCGUGAAUUUCGCUAGAAACAGACGGUGUCGUGAGUGCAGUGCAGAUGGCCCGGUGAGGGAGGGUGAUAAUGUUGAAAUGAAGAAUGGAGAUUGGAAUUGCCUGCAGUGUAACUUCAUGAACUUUGCACGCAACAAGAUGUGUAAGAGCUGCAGGGCACCCCGUCCAGUGAGGCAGUUGAAUCCCGGGGAGUGGGAAUGCCCCUCAUGUGACUUCUUGAACUUCAGAAAGAAUGAGGCAUGUCGAAAAUGCAAGUCCAAACGCCCCAGACAAGAUGAAAGAGAGUAUGAAGAGCAGCUAUGGAGGAGCCCUUACUAAGCCAGAUUCUUUAAGAAACGCCCGAAGUUCGAUGAAACCGUCGAGAUCUAGAAACUGAUUGUACUCUUCAUAUACGGUACUAUGCCAUGGACUGGAAGAAGUCGGAUUCUAGACGAUGCUUUGUUUUGCUUUUAUCAUGUAUCGUAAUUUUGUUCCCGUGUCAUGGCGAGUCCCCUUAGGACCACUAUACGGACGCGAUAAUCAUUCCUUCUCAUACCUCUUGGCUCAUGUAAGUAGGUUUGUUGGUUGAUCACGAUACAAUUUUUUUUAUCCUUGAAGUUAAUCUGCUCCUGGGGUACAUUUUUUUUGUGACAAAUGGGUUCCUCUUAUGGGCCAAAAAGUUGAAAUGUAGGUGAGUUCUGAAUAUUUUA
Punica granatum (pomegranate) is the source of this 1791-nucleotide messenger RNA. Lineage: Eukaryota; Viridiplantae; Streptophyta; Magnoliopsida; Myrtales; Lythraceae. The record is from RefSeq and is a predicted model, not a curated record.